This is a messenger RNA of Astyanax mexicanus (Mexican tetra), 1259 nucleotides long. Its product is annotated as GDP-L-fucose synthase. The record is from RefSeq and is a predicted model, not a curated record. Bases 109 to 1077 code for a protein of 322 amino acids. The transcript is spliced from 10 exons. Gene Ontology annotation, molecular function: GDP-L-fucose synthase activity. Lineage: Eukaryota; Metazoa; Chordata; Actinopteri; Characiformes; Acestrorhamphidae. Gene Ontology annotation, biological process: nucleotide-sugar biosynthetic process.
CUGCGAAAGAAAACUGUCACAGUAAUGUCUAUUUGUGUCUGAGAGGGAGGAUAUGUGACUUCAUGGAAUCCUAGACCCUACAUCUCCAGAGAUCACUGCUGCAUCGAGAUGGAGGGGAGCUCCAGGCCAAUGCGUGUUCUGGUAACGGGCGGCAGCGGUCUGGUUGGCAAAGCCAUAGAGCGAGUGGUGAAGGAGGAAGGAGGAGCAAAAGAAGGAGAAGAAUGGAUUUUCCUCUCAUCCAAAGAUGCUGACCUUACAAAUACAGCUGAAACAAAGGCCAUCUUCGAGAAACAUCAACCGACACACGUCAUUCAUCUCGCUGCCAUGGUGGGAGGCCUCUUCCGACACUUGAGACAGAACCUGGAUUUCUUGAGAAAAAACCUAGCCAUUAACGACAACGUGCUGCACACAGCUCAUGAGUUUGAUGUGGUGAAAGUUGUCUCCUGUCUCUCAACAUGCAUCUUCCCAGACAAAACCACCUACCCUAUUGACGAGACUAUGAUCCAUAAUGGUCCUCCUCAUGAGUCUAACGCUGGCUAUGCCUACGCCAAGCGGAUGGUUGACGUCCACAACAGAGCCUGUUUUCAGCAGUAUGGACGGCGGUACACAGCUAUUAUCCCGACUAACAUCUUUGGUCCUAACGACAACUACAACAUAGAGGAUGCUCAUGUUCUACCAGCACUGAUCCAUAAGACCUACCUAGCAAAGAGGGACGGCACGGCUCUGGAGGUUUGGGGCUCUGGUUGUGCACUUCGGCAGUUCAUCUACUCUCUGGAUCUGGCUCGUCUCUGUCUGUGGGUGUUGAGAGAAUAUGACGAGGUGGAGCCAAUAAUAUUGUCAGUCGGAGAGGACGAUGAGCUCACCAUCAAGGAUGUUGUAGAUUCAAUAACUGAAGCCUUAGAAUUCACAGGACCUGUGAUUUAUGACACAAGCAAAUCAGACGGUCAGCUGAAGAAAACUGCCUGCAAUGCCAAACUCCGCCACUACCGACCAGACUUCACCUUCACUCCUUUUUACACAGCUAUCAAGGAGACGUGUGAUUGGUUUGCUUCCAAUUAUGACAGCGCUCGGAAAUGAGAAUUCUGCCACCUGCUGGGGAUGAGAGUCAAACAUAGACUCUUCAUUUUCUCACUGAGAAAGUGAUAAAGCAGUCUGUGACAGUGUGAAUCAUUAUUAUCAUAGACAGAGUGUAGUAAGUGACACUUUAUAAUGUGUAUUUAUUCAGUAUUUCAUGAAAUAAACAUUUUAAGCAAACUGAA